GAGGCUGCUGCUGCUGCUGUGUGGAGCUGUCUGCUGUGUGUGUGGAGGGCUGGCCUCACGGUAAUGACUGGAGUCAGGUAACCACCGGACAGACCGACUCUAUUGCUCCUCUCAGACGGGUUCACACACUGAAGGGAGGCGGUGUGAGAGCAGGCUUUUCCACUCCCGGGACGGUUUCACCUCGUGUGUUUUUAUCUCAAUGUCGCUGCGACCUUCUCUUUGAAACAAAGUUGCAAAAAGUUUGAUACAUAACGUCCGGUGUUCUCGAACGUCGCAUUUGGAGAGCGAGCUCAGCUCAGCGUGCAGGAGGCGACUCAGGUGUUCAACUAACUAACUAACUAACUACCACGGAGAAGUUUGUGUCCUGUUUUCUAACAAAUUUACGCUGGAAAGAGGAUUUAUCUUUCGCUUUUUUAUCGCGUGUCUCCACUUUGCUACUUUCGUUUCCCUCCUUCAAGUUUAUUGGACUUAAACUAUCAAGUGGAAGAGUUUGAACAGGCGCUCGCUCUCCUGGAGCCCUGAUGAGACACAAGCAUCUACUCCCUACGGAGGCUUAUACUGUGCCAGAAUGGACGAGACGGAGAAGUACAAACAGCGAUUGGAGGCCAUUGCUGAGAAGCGUCGGCUGCAGGAGGAGCAGGAUCGAGCCAGGAGAGACAUGGAGGAUGAGAAGCUCAGACUACAGCAGCUCAAGAGAAAGUCUCUGAGGGACCAGUGGUUGAUGGAAGGAGCUCCGUUGUCCCCGACCUCCCCGACCUCCCCGACCUCCCCGGACGCCCAGAGCCCCCGCUCCCCUCUUUGGGGCUCCCAGGCCCAGGAGAUGGAAAAGCGCACUGACAAGCUGGAAUCAGGGAGUCAGCGGUUGGCAGAGGAGGAAGAGAAGCUGAAGGAACAGAUGGAGGAUGGCCAAACGGUGGCAGUGAAAGUGACAGAGGCCCGAGCAGAAAUGAUCCAAGAUGCUGUUGUGCAGAACGGAGAAAACAAUGCAACAGGAUGGGAGACAACUGAAGAUGAAGUGCAGACGAACCUAGGCGCGCUACUGGAUGAAACUGCAGCUGUCCUAACCAAUGGCGGAGGACACUUAGAAGCAGACACCAAUCACGACACUCAGUCCGCCACCAACGGACUCAUUGGAGCCUCUGAAGGUGUUAUUAGCAUGAAAUGGGAGCCAGGGUUGAGCCUGGGUGCUUCUGAGGCAGAGCCUGGUCAGGUUCCAAAUGUCAACAUUAAUGAGGAGGAGGAGGAAGAAGAAGGGACCGUGGUGAUGAGAGCAGAACGUGUGAUCGUCACAGAUGAAGGGGAUGAUAUACCUGAGGAUGUUACACGCCGGGAAGAUCAGCAGGAGACCGCACAGUCAGAGGAAACCCCUCUGCCGCACCAAGAAGCGGGCCAAGAGGGAGGGGAGGCUGUGAAGGGGGUAAUAACAACGGAAGCAGCUCCAGAAGCGUUCACACAGCCAGAGAAGAGUGAGGCAACCGAAAACAGUGCAGACACACAAACAGCAACUGGAGAUGGAGACGUGCAGGGUGGCGUGGACACAAACGGAGAUGGAGAGACAAAAUCUGAAGGACGGGACAAAGAAUCGGAAGACCCAACCCAAACUGUGCAGGUGCAGUCCCCAGCCAAUGCCCUAGGGGGCACUGCAGUGGCUUCAGUGCCAGUCUACUCUGAGGCCCAACUCUCCACUCUCACCCCCGAGCUAGAGGCUGAGGGUGAAGCUGCAGCGUCGCCAGAGGGAGCUGAGGCAGCAGUAAAAGCCCAAGACCUUGCCACGCUGCCUGGACAGUUCCAGGAGGUGCCCCUGGCUGAACCCCGGGAGAACCGGAGGACAGAGGCAAGGCCGGGGGAGCGGGAACCCCUUCUGUCGCAGGCCAAAGCCCCUGACACCCAAGCAGCAGAGCCAGCAGCAGCUACCAGCACAGAGACACACAGCCUGACCAGGGCGAGCCAGGGAGAGGAGACCGGGGCGCCCAAACACAAAGCCUGCAUGUGCUGCUCCGUCAUGUAAACUGCCCUCUCUGUACAUUGACGUCCUCUCCCGCCUUCUUCAGUCUGUCUCUCUGCUCUUCAAAUCAUAACACACUCCUUCCCUCGUCUCUUUGUUUUACGCACCCAUCCUUUUUCAAAUCAGUCCACAAGCUACUUCCUUUUCCUCCCCUACUCUCCGCCCUCAUACAUCUUGAAACGUCCUCAUCCCACUCUUGAGUUUUGAUACUCCGAGAGGAAGUGAGCUCUCUCCAACGCGAAGACAAGUGAGGAGGUGUGGACUGGACUCGUCAGUGUUUAAGUGCCUCGAGGAGCUCUCUACCCAGAACAAAAUUUUUAAUUUCUCUUCUCACCCAAUGUGGACCAAAAUAUGAGAUGUUUUAUUUUUUACACUGUUGGAGUUUGAUUUUUUUUUCCUGGUUAGCAGAUGAGCCAUAGGAUCAUAAAACCCACAUAUUAAAUGCAGUUAAGCAAAUACACUAAAGAUGUAUUAUUUUAAACUGUUGUAUCUACAUGUAUAAUUCAUUGGGUAAUUUUCAUAACCUAAAUAUGAGAUUUAACGUCCAAAGAUUUGCAGAGUUUCAGAGAGGAUAUUCUUCUAAUUUAAUGACUUUAAAGCUGAAUUAUUUUAUUGAUUUUUUUUUUUUUGUCUUUUAUUAGAGAUUCUUUUAAUCCAACUAUGGGGCCUGAACAUUUUUAUUCGCUGUAAUACAGGUUUUGACAAUGCACAGACUAAUAGUAUGAAAUGGUCUAAUUUAUAAACAACAGCGCGCACCACUGAAUAUUUUGUGGGACGUUGUCAGUUUUAAAAGAGAGAUUAUUUUACCUGAAAGUAAGAAUUUUGUAUUUUUACCAGAAAUGCUUUUUUUGAAAGAGGGGCUCCAGAGCUCCUGACAUAGCUCAGUGCAUGGAUGUAUACACAUGUGGAAUUGAGAGAUGUCAGCUUUUGAAAUGAUUGAUGAAUGGUUUAAUGAUUAAACUGACAUUUGUGAUACACUG
Molecule: messenger RNA, 2985 nt
Organism: Sebastes umbrosus (honeycomb rockfish)
Lineage: Eukaryota; Metazoa; Chordata; Actinopteri; Perciformes; Sebastidae
Gene: palm3
Product: paralemmin 3
Exons: 9
Coding region: 569-2008 (479 amino acids)
Biological process (GO): regulation of cell shape
Cellular component (GO): membrane
Source: RefSeq, a predicted model, not a curated record